AUGGCGAAUGACCUACAAUAUGUGAUCACCCUACCCACAGCGGUCGAAAUCAUGAACGCUCAAGGUGGGGAAUCCGUGGAAGGAUACACUUUAGAGAACAUCGAACUGGAAUACGAGUCCAUCGACAACAUCGAUCUCUCAAGGAAAGCCGAGGGUCUGUACGGAUCCGAACGCCAGCUAUCCUUCGAACACGCUACCCUAAUGAAGAAAACGGAAUGGAGCAAGGUUUCCACCAUCAAUAACGAACGAUCAACGUACAACGCAGAAGUAUGAAAGCCAUCGUCAUGCUAUUCACAAACAAGACAAAGACGGACAGCGAGGAAUAUAUUUAUCCCAACAUUGAAAAGGUUAGGGUAACCAUAGAAGGUGUUCCCAAUGCAGUCUACAGUCAAGGUAUCCCAAAACAAGAAUGUACGAGGAGGCAAGGCGACUGUUCUGUACCGACGAAAUCAGUCACCAGACACUAACCGGAUUCUUCAAAGACAAGAAAUUCGCACUGGCCAUCGACCUCAGAACCGCAAGCGACGCCAACACAUAUGGAAACGGUGCUAAAAUCCAGAACACCCAAUCUGGAAUACUGGUGGAAAUCACAAAGAAAGCCACAACUGCAGACGUUGUAUGUUACUUGUUCGUCCUUUCCGACUGUGUUAUCAAGAUCGUAAACGGACAACUUGCUGGAAUAAAGUAUUAA
Paramuricea clavata is the source of this 691-nucleotide messenger RNA. Lineage: Eukaryota; Metazoa; Cnidaria; Anthozoa; Malacalcyonacea; Plexauridae. The record is from the annotation of a GenBank genome assembly.